Messenger RNA from Nannochloropsis gaditana CCMP526, 252 nucleotides. RefSeq lists its product as uncharacterized. The transcript has a single exon. The record is from RefSeq and is a predicted model, not a curated record. Bases 1 to 252 code for a protein of 83 amino acids.
AUGGACGAGAGCGAAGCAGGCAAGAAGAAGAAGAAGAAGAGCAAGAGGAAAGAUAAGGACGUGCUGGGGGAAAGCAGCACCGAAAAGAUUGAUGAGGAAGGAGAAGCGGCGACCGAGGCGAUGGUUGUGGACGAAGCUCCUCUCAGCGUGGAGGCUGCCGCGGUGGUGGAUGUUCCCUUGUCCCCCACUGCCGUGGUCGUCGACUUACCUCCGUCCACCGACAUGGAAGAGGAGAAGAACGCCGAACCCUGA